Molecule: messenger RNA, 1357 nt
Organism: Helicoverpa armigera (cotton bollworm)
Lineage: Eukaryota; Metazoa; Arthropoda; Insecta; Lepidoptera; Noctuidae
Exons: 4
Coding region: 1-876 (291 amino acids)
Cellular component (GO): membrane
Source: RefSeq, a predicted model, not a curated record
AUGUUACCCAAGCCAGUACUAUUACAAGCUAUCCUACUUCUCACCUUGCUACAAAACAUAAACACUCUAGAAGACGGAUACCUCCGAUACGUCAAAGACGGCUGCUUCCUCAGAGGAGAAGCAUUAUCCUGUGUCAAAUACAAAGCUGUCAAAAUAGCCAAAAACACCAUUUUUGGUGAUAACUUUAAAACUAAUGAAACUAUCAAAGCGAAUAGUGUUGUCAGCCUAGUACCUUUAGAUGAAGAAACAAUUCAAGUACUAGGGAUUAAGGAAAGUAAGGUAGCAGAGGUAAGGAGUGAGCCGAGAGGAAUUUUGUCUGAAUGGGCGGAAUUGGCGAAGUACUUUAUGAAGCUGGUGCAGGAGUUCUUCAGAGUGAAAGGCUUGAAGGUCAAUCUGCCUGAAGGCGCGAGGACUGUGGAAGUUGAAGAUGAUAGUGAUAAUGACGAUGAAGUUAAAUCUGAGGCUAGAAGUAUCCAGAAACGCGAUAUCGGUCAUUCUAAAUCAGCCCGAGGCAAGAAGAAGAAGCUGGCAGUGAUCAUUCCCCUACUGACGUUGUUCGCUGUUCUGAAGAUGAAGCUACUCCUCAUUCCGAUCCUGCUGUCGGUGCUGCUCAUCAAGAAACUGCUGCUGAUUGCUGCGUUGCUGCUGCCGAGCUUGCUCAGCACUUUGAAGGCUUGCAAGCACUCUCACCACCCGAUGUCCUACUCGUACUUCGGCAGCAGUGACUCCAGCGACUACUCAGCGGACUACAACAACAACUACGCGUACUCAGCUAGCGGGGGCUACGGGAAGGACUGGGCGUCUAACAGGGCUUACAACAUGAAGCAUAGGCCUACGCCCUCGCCGGCUUAUAUUACUGCUCCUGGGACUGUUUAACGCCAUCUAUAGUGUAAAAACUGGGUCUGUUUCUUCAUUUCUGGGUACAUAAGCGCGAAAGAUGUCUUCAAGAUUUUAACAACGUUUAAAAGCUGUUUAGUUUCUUAGUUGAAUGUAUUAAUUUCAAGAACUAAUGGCGCAAUUUGAAAAAGUAUUUCACUGUAAGAUGGUUCAUUUAUCCUGUUUCUCCAUUUGUUGAAUUAGAAAUCAUCAUCUUCUCAGCCAUAGGACAUCCACUGCUGAACAUAGGCCUCCCCCUUAGAUCUCUACAGAUACCUGUUGGAGGCGACCUGCAUCCAGCGUCUUCCGGCGACCUUUAUAAGGUCGUCUGUCCAUAAUUAGGAAUCGAUCGUUUAUAUGCCAAGCAAAGCUAAUAAAUAACAUGACGGAAAUUAGAGUUUCAACGUGACUUCAUAUUCAUAUUAAUCGCGGUUUUGUUAAGAUAACUCAUUAUUGAGGAAGAUAUAAUUAUGUUUCAUAA